This is a messenger RNA of Durotheca rogersii, 2062 nucleotides long. RefSeq names its product LETM1-domain-containing protein. Gene Ontology annotation, molecular function: ribosome binding. The transcript has a single exon. Gene Ontology annotation, cellular component: mitochondrial inner membrane. Bases 147 to 1802 code for a protein of 551 amino acids. The record is from RefSeq and is a predicted model, not a curated record. NCBI's taxonomy places the organism in Eukaryota, Fungi, Ascomycota, Sordariomycetes, Xylariales, Xylariaceae. Gene Ontology annotation, biological process: intracellular monoatomic cation homeostasis.
GAAUCAACCUGUGCUUGAAUCAUACAACUCCAUUUAUACCCACCUCCCUCGAAAUUCCCUCUCCGAACCCAUCCAUCUCUCCCAGAACCACCAUCGCCGCACCGCCAUCUCCCCAUCCCACCCAUCGUCUCGCCUCCCAUUCUAUCAUGAGCGUCUCCUCCAGAGCGGCCCGUAGGGCGGUGCUCGUCAACCCCUUUGCCGGCAGGGCGACGACCCGUCCCGGACUCGGCCUUCCCUCAGCUUACCUGGGACGGCACGCCCGGCAGCUCCCCCUAGACUUCACCGCUCGCGCGCUCCUGAUCCCGCUUCGAACCAUAUCGACCGAGCGGCAUACCGUCGGGCCGAUUGACGGACCACCCCCCGGGUUCAAUGCGGAGCAGGCUAAGAAGCCGCUGCCAAGGACCGAGACGGCCGCGGCCAACAAGAAGGCCUCAGAGCCUACCAAGACUAAGACCUCUGCCGAGACCGCCGCCGCAAAGACGACCCAUCCCUCUCUCGAUGAGGCCUCGGCCGAACCUAAGUCUCUGGCCGAGCUGGCCGCGAGGAAGGACACCGAAGUGGAGAAGAUAGAGGAGAAGCAGGGCAAAAAGUUGACGCUUACGCAGAGGAUCAAACACGAGGUCCAGCACUAUUGGGACGGCACAAAGCUGCUCGCGACCGAAAUCCGGAUCAGCAGCAGGCUGGCCACCAAGAUGGCUGCCGGCUACGAACUGACCCGACGGGAGAAUCGACAGCUCCAGCGGACCGUCCGGGAUCUCGCGCGUCUUGUCCCCUUUUCCGUCUUCGUCAUCGUGCCGUUUGCCGAAGCGCUCCUGCCCGUCGCCCUCAAGCUGUUCCCCAACCUGUUGCCGAGCACGUACGAGGCCCAGCAGUCGAAGGACAAGAAAGCCGCCAUUCUGCGGGCUACGCGGAAGGAGGUCAGCUCUUUCCUACGCGAGACCCUGAAGGAAACCGGGCUUCCCCUCUCGAGCGCGACGACGCAGAAGGAAGAAUUUGCCAUAUUUUUCCGCAAGUUGCGGGCCACCGGAGAGCAGCCCAGCACGGACGACGUGAUCAAAGUCUGCAAGGCGUUCAAGGAUGAUUUGACCCUCGACAACCUGUCGAGGCCGCAGCUGGUGUCCAUGUGCCGGUACAUGAAUCUCAACACGUUCGGCACGGACAUCAUGCUCCGGUACCAGAUCCGCCACCGGAUGCGCCAGAUAAAGAGGGACGACAAGGCCAUCAGCUUUGAGGGCGUCGACAGCCUCAACGUCUCGGAACUCCAGACGGCCUGUGCCAGCCGAGGCAUCAAGACGCACACGGUGUCGCCCGCCCGGCUGCGCGAAGACCUUCAGUCGUGGCUGGAUCUACGGUUGAAGCACGGCGUACCCUCGACGCUCCUCGUGCUCAGCAGCGCCUACAUGUACGGCCAGAAGACGGAGGGCGGCUUCCACAGCCAGAUCGAGGCGCUGACGGGCGUGCUGUCAUCGAUCCCCGAGGAGCUGUACCACGAGAUCGAGCUCGAGGUGCACAACGCCGAAGGCGCUGCGACGAACAAGCAGCGGCUCGAGGUGCUCAAGGAGCAGCAGGACCUGAUCGAGGAGGAGAACGAGCAGAACCAGGAGAACAAGGACACGGGCCUGGCGACGCCGCAGGACACGGACAACAUUGACGAGAAGGACGACAGGACCUUGGUAGCUUCGGAGCCGAGCGUCGACGAGAAGGUGGCGGCCGAGACGGUCGACGCCGAGGCUGACGCCAAGGACGCGCUGCGCGAGCAGACCAAGGUCGAGGUCCAGGAAGGGAAGAAGAUCCAGAAUUAGGCUGGGCCUCUCUCUCUCUCGCGCGCGCACACACGCAUACAUGCAUAUGCAUACGCUCUCUAUCUCUCCUUCUCUCUCGGUAUCCCUGGGGAUCGAGAUAGGGUGGGCUUACGGUGGCAGUUGGGCUUGGAUUAGAUGGGACUCAGGCAACCAAGGCGAAAAGCAACACUGUGCCGCAUCUAUUCCUCUCUCUUCUCCCCCCCGCUCCCCCAUUGCCCUUCCCCUCACCUUCUUUUCCUCCCCAAUCCCUUCCCUCUUUU